Conger conger (European conger) is the source of this 2580-nucleotide messenger RNA. RefSeq names its product pyruvate dehydrogenase complex component X (gene pdhx). Gene Ontology annotation, biological process: pyruvate decarboxylation to acetyl-CoA. Gene Ontology annotation, cellular component: pyruvate dehydrogenase complex; mitochondrion. Lineage: Eukaryota; Metazoa; Chordata; Actinopteri; Anguilliformes; Congridae. The transcript is spliced from 12 exons. Gene Ontology annotation, molecular function: acyltransferase activity. The record is from RefSeq and is a predicted model, not a curated record. The coding region runs from base 33 to 1562 and encodes 509 amino acids.
UAGGCCACUUCUCAACGACGGAGGACAGAAAGAUGGCGGCCUCCUUACGGCUGGGUCGUCAAGGGAUUUUCAUCGGGUCAAGAUUAAUUAAAGCUAAAAAAUGUCCAUGGACACCACAACCGGGAAAUACUCAUCUGAUGCGCUUUUUCCAAUCUGGGUCUUUUCUUGGGGCGCCCCCUCUCAAGGUUCAGAUGCCCGCACUCUCCCCCACCAUGGAGGAGGGCAACAUUGUCAAAUGGCUGAAAAAAGAAGGUGAAACGGUGGCUGCGGGCGACGCGCUGUGUGAAAUCGAGACCGACAAGGCCGUCGUCACCAUGGAUUCCAACGAGGACGGCGUCCUGGCCAAGAUUUUGAUGGAGGAGGGGAGUCGCGGGGUUCCCCUGGGCACGCUCAUCGCCCUGAUGGUGGACGAGGGGGAGGACUGGAAACAGGUGCAGGUGCCAGCUGCCGAGGUGGCUCCGCCCACCCCCGCCGCUCCUGGCCCCGCCCCCACCCCACAGGCUGCGGCUCCGCCCCCGGCCCCGGCCCCGCCCGUCCCCAGCACGGCGACCUCCGGAGAAGAGCUGAGACUGAGCCCAGCUGCACGCUACAUCCUGGACACACUCGGCCUGGACCCCCACCUGGCCACGCCCACUGGCCCCCGAGGCCUCGUCACAAAGGAAGAUGUCCUGAACCUGUUAAAAAGAAAAGACGCCACCAGUCCAGCCACAACCGUAACCCCAGCUGCGACCAUACCCACAGCCACAACGGCCCCUGCUCCAGCCCUUACUCCGGCUGCCCCAACACCAGCUGCCAAACCACCCGCUGCCCCUGCUUCUGCACGGCCUAUGUACCCUCCAGUGUCGGUGCCUGGCAAGCCGGGAGCUCCGGGCACCUUCACCGAAGUCCCCGCCUCCAACGUCAGACGCGUCAUCGCCCAGAGGCUCACACAGUCCAAAACCACCAUUCCCCACGCCUACGCCACCAUCGACUGUGACCUGGGGGCCGUCAUGCAGCUCCGCAGAGACCUGGCAAAGGAGGAAAUCAAGGUGUCCGUCAACGACUUCAUCAUCAAGGCAGUGGCGGUUACACUGAAAGAACUCCCCGAAGUCAACGUGACCUGGGCGGGGGAGGGGCCUCAGGCCCUCGACUCCAUCCAUAUUUCCAUCGCCGUGGCAACAGACCGAGGCCUCAUCACCCCCAUCAUCAGGGACGCGGCCAGCAAGGGCGUGCAAGAGAUCUCAGCCAACGCCAAGGCCCUGGCCCAGAAGGCGAGAGACGGCAAACUCCUUCCCGAGGAAUACCAGGGCGGGUCUUUCAGCAUCUCCAACCUGGGCAUGUUUGGCAUCAGCGGGUUCAGCGCGGUGAUCAACCCCCCCCAGGCCUGCAUCCUGGCUGUGGGACGGUCCAGGGCCGAGCUACGACCGCCGGAGGACCCCGCCCAGGGCGGGCUGACCCGACAGGAGCUGAUGACCGUGACCCUGUCCAGCGACGGGCGUCUGGUGGACGACCAGCUGGCCUCUCGUUUCCUGGACAAGUUCCGAGCCAACCUGGAGAAACCACAGCGCAUGGCACUUGCUUAAAGCCUUAAAGAGAGAGAGAGAGAGAGAGAGCGAGAGAGAGAGAGAGAGAGACGGAAAGAGAGCAAAAGAAGGAGAGAAAGAAAGAAAGAAAGGAGGAGAGAUUGUCGGGCAUUGAUCUCCAACCCUGGUCCUGGAGAGCUACUGGGUCUGCUGGUUUUUUGUUUUCAUCUUAAAAUCGGCAGGUAAUCGACCCAGGUAAUCGACCCAGGUAAUCGACCCAGGUAAUCGACCCAGGUCACCAGAUGAGGCCAGUUAACUGUGUAAUCCACUGCUCUAAUUGAUGAAUUAAAUGCAGAAACAAAAACUUGCAUGCCCUGUAGCUCUCCCGGACCUGGGUUGGAGACCACUGUUGCAGAGAGAUGGAGAGGGGGGGGGGCGGGGGCUUGCGUGGGCAGGGAGUCUGAGCAGAGUGUUACUGAUUAAUAUCCAAGAGAAUGGACAUUUUCACAUUUUUAAGAGGGCAGCUCACAAUGUCUCAAUGGGUUCGAUGUGAUUCCUGUAACUGGUGACAUCUGACAGCAGUUGAUCCUCCUUCUCUUUUUUUUUUUGUUCUUUUUUGGGUUUUUUUUGCAAACCUGCCACCAUCUCCGUUUUGUUAGACACCGGCAUAAUAUGUAUAUUUGAAUCUGCUGUGGUUGCCGCGUAACUACGAUGUGUCACUUCCAGGUGUAAACGCGUUUUGUAUUUACUGUUGCGUCUGUAGUGUAUACUCCGAAGCGCAGCGCCACGAUUGCCAUAGCAACCCCAUAAAAAGCGGAGGAUCGCGAAACCUUUCUCAUUACUGUCCGCUGAAGUCGCUCUUAAAAUGUUACGAUGGUGGUUUGUGGCGCGAGGCUGCAUCGCUAUUCUGUUGACCGCUGCUCCAGCGUUCUGCCAUUGGGACUCUGAACAGCGCCGUGGGGAAAGGGACUGACUGUCGGCGUGCGCGGUCACUCCCUAAGAAUCUGUUCUUUGUUCUUAAGUUAUUAAAAAGCUGAAUGUCUAGCCAAGAUCAAUAAAAAUCGAUUGCAAAAGCUUA